This is a messenger RNA of Paramecium tetraurelia, 498 nucleotides long. RefSeq lists its product as uncharacterized. Gene Ontology annotation, biological process: microtubule anchoring. Gene Ontology annotation, cellular component: microtubule organizing center. The record is from RefSeq and is a predicted model, not a curated record. NCBI's taxonomy places the organism in Eukaryota, Ciliophora, Oligohymenophorea, Peniculida, Parameciidae. The transcript has 3 exons.
AUGACAACAAUAAAUGAAAUGAAAGACGCUCUGAAAGAAACUCUGGAAUCACGUGGAGUUUUGCCCCAAUUAAGGGCGAGAAUAAGAGCAGAGAUAUUCAAUGCUUUGAAUGAAGACCCUGAAGAUAAGCCUAAGCUCUCAAUGGAAAAUAUGAUAAUUAAUGAUUUAAUCAGAGAAUACAUGGAAUACAAUCAUUAUAGUUAAACCACAAGUGUAUUUAGUUCUGAAGCAGGAAUGCCUUAAGAAAUGCUUGAUAGAGGAUUCAUUACAAAAAAAUUGAAAAUCGUAGAAGACAAUAAUUCUAAGUAAACUCCUCUAUUAUAUGGUCUUGUGUUUGGGAUGAAGAAGGUGAUAAAUAAUUAAGAAGUUCAAAACGAACCUUAGACAGGACCAAAAUAUCGAAAUGUUUAUCCUGAAUCAGGCCAAGUAGUUGAAUCCAAUAAUGAAUAUGAGUUUCAGGGAGGAAGGAGAAACAUUUCUGAUUAAAUUUUUAAAUGA